Poecilia latipinna (sailfin molly) is the source of this 2203-nucleotide messenger RNA. RefSeq names its product chromosome unknown C11orf96 homolog (gene cunh11orf96). The record is from RefSeq and is a predicted model, not a curated record. NCBI's taxonomy places the organism in Eukaryota, Metazoa, Chordata, Actinopteri, Cyprinodontiformes, Poeciliidae. The transcript has a single exon. The coding region runs from base 1063 to 1431 and encodes 122 amino acids.
UAUAACAAUGAACAAAUGUUUCACAGAGCAGCCCUCCACGCUACUUCUCAUUGAACCGCUGGUAAAUUCAUUGUUAAAGGGUUAAUGGGAGCAAUGUUGCGAUGAAUUCCUGAAGGCGGAGAUUCAGAAAGAGCAGGAGCUUCUUAAAGAGACAGAAGCCCAAUUUCACGGUAUUAAAUUACAAAGUCAAUUUUCUUUUAAGUCAUAUUUGAUUUAUACUGCAUUUUUGCAGUACUGAAGGCAACAAAGAUACUUGAUUGUACUAUAAGAUGGUACAGCGUGACUGGAAAAUGCAAACUAUACUACUGGACAGAGCUGUGCGAUGCCUCUCUUCUGUAGGGAUAGGAAAUCUUUUCAGAGUUGAUGGGAAGAGAUGGACUAAGCUAAAUACAAACCGAUUCUGGACCAAGUCCUGUUAGAAGCUGCGUAACUGCAAAUUGCUCAAUUAUAUGGUCAAUGGAAACGCAGCUGGAGUCUCAAAAGCUACUUUUUUAAACAUGGUCUUAAAACAUUAUCUCUGCACACUGUUCUUGGACUCUGGAUGUCCUUUGCAUAUCCGUUAAACGCUACACAGCGUAGGGACACACAGAUGCUGUCUUGUCAUGUGUUUAUUUCGAGGGGCUUACAGUUUCAGAGGCUGGGUCUUUGACUGACUGAGAGGAGGGAAGUGGGGGGAGGGCCCUGGUAAACACAUGGUGUGGAGAGAGAGAGAGACAGAGAGGCAGGGUGGGGAGAGCCACUAUAAAAGAAACAGUCAGAGCUGCUGGUGGCAUUCGCUCCAGCAAAGCGACACUGGCACAUACAAACGACAGAGCUGAGACCCACUGACGGGGUUAGAGUCGACACCGGCAACAAUCGCUUUUUCUUCAAGACUGAUUUUCUCCAUUCUGCCAAGACUUGGAGGUCUGCACCCUGGUCCACUCUGGCUUUUUUUCCCCUUCUGAGAUAGAGAUUUUUCUCCUCUUCUUCUACCACAAGGCUCCCAAACGAGCAAGAGAGGACGAGCUUGUGUCCGCAGAGACUGUCUUAACAUUUUUGUUGCACUCGUGCUCCCGUUCCACCAUGGCUGCUUUGCGUCAGAUGCCGGCGGAGACCUCGGGCUUCCACGUCCUCUCGGCCCACCUGAUGGCCACCGCCACAGAGGAGUUCCCCCAGCAACUGCCCGUCCCCAAGAGCCCGGCGAAGGGCAAGAGUCGCUCCCGCCGACCCCGGGAGGCCCGCUUCAAAACCCAGCCGGUCACUUUCGCCGAGAUCGCUGAGGUAGAAGAGGAAGGCUCUUCCCCUUUGGAAGAAGAGAGGGCACGUCGCUCCUUCCUUCAGUCGUUGGAGAACCUGCGGCGGAGCACACAGGCCCUCUACUGCCCGGGGGUGACCAAUCGCACCCCCACGCCGGCCAGCCUGGACUCCAGCGACUCCGACUCCACCCAGUGAGGACUUCACAGAUGGAGGUCGACUGAACAGAACCAAACUUGUAGUCCUGCCUUUAUGCGUAAAGCUACUGCUGCCACGCAAAACUCUGCAUUUAGCUCACCAACUCAUCUGCACACUGCUCCAAGAUGCACAUUGGACCUUUCCAUAUCGACCUCCACCGCUGGCUGGUUUUACAGCUGUACAGAUAUAAUGUGUAGAGGUAGCAAACAAUGCAACAUUCAGCACAACGUCUUGUUUCCUACUGUAGUUAUUUAGGAGUAAUAUGGAAGAGGAAGGGUAUUUUCCCAGUUUGGAGCAAUAGAGCACGUCUGUUUCUAUCUAGGUUUUUCUACUUGAUGAGCGAAUGUGGCAAGGAUGACUAAAAACGUUAACGUUGUGAUUGAUUUUUCUGUAAAUACAUUGACAAAGCAAAACGUCCUGCAGCAAAAGUUAGCCGGCUGGGCCUGGAACCGUAGAGGACCAUCACAGAUUUUACCUGGAGACUCGCAAAGGGGUUUUUUCCUCCCCAGCUUCUCAGUUAAUAAAAUCAGUGCUGUUGCUUUGAUCACUGAGCAGAAAUUCCCUUUCUAUUUUUCAAAAUGAAUUUAUUUAUUAUUAUUAUUUGCAUAACCAAGUAUAUUUCUAGAUAUAAAGUUGUCUAUGACUUCUGGUCACUUUGACUUUCAUACAAAUGAUAACCUUUAUAUUUUGUGAUUCUAUUACUUUGUAUGUGUAUAUGUAUAUAUAUAUAUAUAUAUAUAUAUAUUUGCUUAUGUACUUCAAUAAAUAUUUU